UUCAAUAUUACAGACAGCCAGGAUUUAAGUCAGUUUUGUCUUCCUCUUUUGUACUUUUCAUUGACUGUCAGAAAAGCCGUGAGGUCUACUGGAGUCCUUACAUAAAUAUGACCAGUCCCCCUCCAUUGGACUUUAUCUUUGACUGACAACCCAGUAUUGCACCUGCUGAGAAAUUAAUUUACAGUCAAGGCAAGUGGUCCCAGUUGACCCAUUGAUUGCAAUACAGGCAGGCAGAGUCGAGCCUGAGAAGGGUGGGUGGAAAUCAACACAGGAAAUCAACGCAGUCUGACCUAGUUUUGAACAGCCUGGUGUGCUCUCAGUCAUCAGCAAUUGUUAUCUCCCCUCUAAAGAUAGUUUAUACGGCAAGGAAUACAAGGACUUGACCCCUCGCUUUGAUGAAGAAUCGUGCAGUAAGAGGUGGUGGCAGUGGAGGCCGAGGCAGAGGCUGGGCUGAGUCAGUCAGGAGAUCUAGCAUGGGUCUGCCUAUUAUUAUAUGAAUACAUUUUCAUGCUGUAUGCUCUCUUGUGUUUUGGAAUUCAGUGGCUUAAACACCUUAGACAAGAUAGUUCAAUAUUACAAGAUAGGGGGACACUAGUAAAUCUGAAAAGGAACUCAAUGCGUGGUAUGUGAUGCUAUCGGAGAUUUGUGGUCUCUUUGAGUCCUUCUGUCAUCCUGACUAGACUGCUCCAGACAACAAAAUUAAUUAUCACAGGAAAAAAUGAUCAUUUGUUUCAAGACCGCCUCAUGAUCCAGCGCUUUGACUUGAACAUGGCUGGUCACACCAGACUGGUGCGCAGAUAGAGUGCGUGGGGUGAGCAGCAGUAGUAGUGGAAGAGAAACUGGGAACCUAUCUAUCAAUCCAAGUAGAGUCCAUCUAACAACACGUUUCAGAAGGACUAAACAUGGCCAAGAAAGCUGAGCACAAUCGCACCUUUAAUAUCAGCGUGGUGGGGCUGUCUGGGACGGAGAAGGAAAAGGGAGAUGUGGGAGUGGGCAAGUCCUGUCUCUGUAAUCGCUUUGUGCGCCCUCUCGCGGAUGAUUUCUACACUGACCAUAUCUCGAUGCUAAGCCAAAGUGACUUUGGUGGAUGUGUUGUCAACAAUGACCACUUCUUAUACUGGGGCGAGGUGACCAAAAUGGCUGACGAUGGCUCUGAUUUGACGUUUAAUGUCAUAGAACAGACAGAGUUCAUCGAUGAUUCCUCUUUUCAACCUUUUAAAGGUGGCAAAACAGACCCAUAUUACAAGAGGUGUGCAGCUACCAAGGUUACUUCUGCAGAAAAGUUGAUGUACAUUUGUAAAAAUCAGCUAGGGUUGGAGCAUGAUUUUGACAGGGUUCUGAUGCCGGACGGCAAACUAACAGUGGAUGGAUUUGUAUGUGUUUUUGACGUCAGUGAUGUAAAACAAAGACCUAUUGAAAGACAAGUGGAGUAUGUUGCACUUAUUCUUAACAGUCUCAUGAAAACCAAAAAGCCAGUCGUUUUGGCGACAACCAAGAAUGACGAAGUUCGCUCCCACAACAGCAAAGAGGCCGAGGCAUUAGUUGCUAGGAAGGAAUACAAAGGAUCAAUCCCAGUUAUAGAAACUUCUGCCCAUCAAAAUGUCAAUGUCGAACUAGCCUUUACAACUGUAGCACAUAUGAUCGACAAAACCAGAGCGCGACCCAAACAUGUGCCCUUUAGAGAGGCUGCGAAAGCCCGUAAAGAACUACUGGAUGUAGCCAAGAGUGCGUACUUAAAUUUACUAAGAUCUCAAGUCCUGGACUACAAAGCCUUUUGGGGUAACGCAAGCAAAAAGUUUCAGGAUAAUCCCGAUUUUAUUCGAUUUUUGGAAUUUUUUGGGUCAGACAGUGCAAAAACCAUUUUCAGGAGGCACACAAGACAAUUGAAGGAGCACUUGAUCAGGAAGAGGGAAGACACGUUCUUGAAACAGAUCCCAAAUCUGUUAAAGGAGUUUUUACCAGAUCUUACAACAAUAGGUGAUAGGCAAUGGGGCAGCUGCAGGAAUUUGAUCAAGCAGCACGGAAAUUUCAAUGACCAUUUUGUGAUGCUAGACCAAGAUUUGUCUUGGUCUGACACAGAAUACCUAGACAGCACAGACGAGCGUGUCCCCUUUACCUUACUUAGUUUCCCAGAGGCUGAGACUAGCUUUAGAAACCAUGUCAAUACACUCCAGGCUGAAAGUAGAAGGCAGGAACUUCGAAAGCAAUUCAAGCACAUUCUAGAAGACAAUCCACAUGUUACACCAGGGAAAACAUUACAAGAAGUGUCAAUCUUUUUCCUUGGUCGUGAAAGUUACGACUCCUUAUCUGAGGCUGACAGGAAAGAAGUCUAUGACAGACAUCAGCAAGAAAUACGUGAAGAUGCUAAAAAGGACUUUGUAGAACUUCUGUAUGAGCGUGCAGAAGUUUUUGCGAAAUAUGAUCCCAAUGAAACCAUUACCACUGAAGAUUUGCAGAGCAUUAUACAGGAACUGAAGGAAGAGCAAAGGUACAAGGCAUUAGGCAAAUUAGAAGAAGUGAGGAAGGUCAUGCUGUUGAACCAUCUAGGGUUUAUCCAGUGGCCUUCUAAGGAUCGCUGCCCUUUUCGAGACCACUGUAUGGAGAAUAGUAUAGAAGCUACCUUGAAAAGGCAUAGGACUAAGUCUGGCAGUACCAGUAGCUCACAGUUUUUCCCAGACCUAGAUGAUAACAGGCUCAACCUUGUGUUGCUAGGGAGAGAGGGGUUGGCAGAUGAGCUGGCUAAUGACAUUCGGCUACAGUGCAUUGAUGACGAGUUUGCUUACGAGGGCUGUGUGUUCAGCCUGGACUACAGACCAAUAGAUGGCGAUGUCUCCCUGCCACAGAAUGCCUUCUCUACAGCAGAUUUCAGACCACAUGGGUGCUUUUGUGUGUACAGUAGCUCAGAAACCUUGGACUAUAUCAAAGUUAGCCUAGAAAAGACAUUACUACUGGACCUAGAGAGUGAGGAGAGACUUCCAUUUCAAGGCCUGCCUCUGGUGAUAGUGCUGGCUUAUGACCCAGGGCACACAGAGAAAGGGUUAAUGUUACUCAGAGAAGAAGGGCAGGAACUAGCUCAGAGUUUGCGUUGUCCGUUCAUCGACAUUCCAGAAGACAUGAUCAAUGAGGAGAUGUGCAAAUACAAGUUCCACCCAGUACAGAUCAACCAGGCUCUCAAUAAGUUAAUGGACUGUGUAAGGGACAGACCGGGCCUGGGCAAUCCUUACAGCAUAGUGGAGUGUGCAGAACCAGAUAUCAGGGUAGUGUUAUGUAUGAUGUGUGGUGACCAGUACAAUGUAGAACUUCCUCUCGGCCCAUUCCUUGGCCAUCAGAACUGUGUGGUCACUGCAGACAAAGAGAAAUACCAGCUGGUCACUAUAGAGACUUACGUUGGGGACUCGUGUAAACGGAAGGUGGAAGUGACUGUCACUUCGUACCAUGGUGCUUCGCUACUUAAAGAUGAAUUUGUGCAUGGGUUUAUUUUAGUGUAUUCUGCCAAAAGGAAAGCAUCCCUGUCAACUUUGAAAGCUUUCACUGAUGGCAUUCCAAAUGUGCCAAUCCAGAUUUUAGCAGUAACUGAAGGUGGUGGGGCCAACGCAUUCUUCUCCAAUGAUUCCUCUCAGAAUAUCAUCACAGAGGGCAAUGCCAUAGCAGACAAAGUCAAAGCUCAUUUCAUGGUCACUAGUCUUAAUUUCCCACAACAAACUGCAGUUUUCAGCCCAUUCUUAAAGGACGUCUGGGACAGAAAGUCUGAUAUUGAGGCCAGUUAUGUGUUCUCUGGAGAUGAAUCUUACAACACAGUGCGCUCUGAGCCCAGUGAAUCAGAGAGGCUAGUAGACCUGGACAGGAGACCCCCCGCUACCCUGCCAAAGCCAUGGAGAAAUGACUCGUACAGUGCUCCUAAUGGCAGCAACAGCACCGAAGAUUCGGAGCCAAUCUACGACCAGCCAGCAGCUGGCCAGCAGUCAGACAGUGAGCAGGAGCGUGCUUCCUCCACCUCUCCGCCAUAUUAUGACAAAGCUGGGGACAAGGUGUAUGAUAAAACAUACGACAAAGCGUAUGAUAAAACAUAUGACUCUGCUUAUGGGAAUAAUAUAUCACCCUAUGGGACUACAGAGACUGGGCCGUAUAGUGAAGUGAAUGCGGAGCCCUUAGUCAAACCAAGUCAGUUGAAAGGAAGGAAGAACCAGUAUGCAGAGCACAGAAAAUCUUGCCCGGUGGCUAACAUCUUUGUCACCAAGAGUGAAGAUGAGAAUUUGCAGGCAAUAGCUUCUGACGUGCCUAAACUUGAACAUUCAUCUACAGUAGAUCAGAUAGACCUAAAAGCCUCUGACCCUGAGCGCCAGCCUCGUUAUCAGUUCCGCAAAUCCAAAAGUAUGCGUCUUGCGUUGAAGGAAGAUGUUGAAGGUUGGGCAGUUAAUUCUCUGUAUGAGAGUGCAGACGGCAGAAAACUCCAAAAAGCCUCAACUUUACCAGAUGCUAGGAGACAAAGAGGAGAUGAAGAGGACUGGGAGAACUCCCAACCUGAGGCACCCCAGUAUGACUAUGCAGGGGUUCGACUCACUAAAUGGGCUCUAAGACCAAAACCUGCAACUAAACCAAAGCCAUUAGAUUUGAACAGGUACCAGAGUGUCACAGACAGGUUGUCAAAGAACAUGAGUCAGAAGAGACCAAAGAGAGACAGCGUACAGAUGGAUGGGAACAACAUCCAGGCUCCACUGGCCACCCCAGAGAACAUCGAGAUUGCUGAUUAUGCACAGGUUCUGGACGCAGUGAGCCCAGAACACCCAGAGCACGACAACGACUACGCCUUGGUGCAGGACGCCCUGCCCCCUGGCAAGUUCCACAGAAUACGGUCCACUGUGAAGAAACAACAACAAGAUAACAAAGCUGGCACAGAGUCCGACUCAGAAUGUAGUUCACUAGAACGCCCCAAGCAGGACAUCUAUACCAGGGUGCACAGAAAGCCUACCCCACAUAAAAAGAAACACAGGCAGCAGAGGAAGAGUGACCCAUCUUAUGAUAAAGCACCUCUCAUACCAGCAUAUACCCCUGACAGGCUGAAACCCCCUGAUGAAUACAGAAAAUCUGUGCAGCACUCGGCCUCGGAGGGCAGUGAGGGCACAGGAGAUGAGUUACAAAACGGUAAAAAACAAAGGAAGAGACGAUCCCUGAAGAUCAAGAAAAAGAAAGCUGGUAAUGACUUGGUCCCUCUUCUUGCUAGCAGCCCACCAACAGAAGAUGUUUGGUUACGGAAUGAUUCAGUGGCAGAUGAGAAUCCAUAUGAAGACGUUAAACCUGACUCAAAGCUUCCUUUCUCUGGUGACGAGCCUUGCAGAGAGGAGCUAGGAGACAGUGGGAGGUGGAAACCCUUCAACUUGAAGGUGCUAAGAAGGCAGGAUGACCCUGAAAAAAUGAGGAGGAAGGAAGAGAAGAAAGCGCUGGAUGAGGAAAAACGGAGAAAGAAAGAAGAGGAGAGGAAAAAAUCAAAAUCUGUUGGGCGGUCCUUUAGAAGAAGCAAAAAGAAACCCAAGAAUGCCCCAGGCAGUGAGAUCACCACUAAAAUGUCUCUAGAUGACUAUGUGCAAAAAGAACAACGCCUCAUCCCAGUUUUUGUAGAGAAAUGCAUCAUGCAGAUAGAAGAGGAAGGCUUGACAGCCGAGGGCAUCUACAGAGUGCCCGGGAACCGAGCCCAUGUUGAUUUACUGCUUGAAAAGUUCAAAGAAGAUCCCAAUAUAGACCUCAAUGCCUUGGACAUUCCCGUGAAUGCAGUGGCCACGGCUCUGAAAGGUUUCUUCAGUGAUCUCCAUGACCCUCUCAUACCCAGCAAACUUUAUGAUGAGCUCAUACAUGCAGCAGGAAUUCAGGAUAAAACUGGUCGGCUGCUAGCUCUUCGAGGGGUACUUAAGAAGCUUCCUGCAGUUAACCAUGAAGUGCUCAAAUACUUAGCCACACAUAUGCACAAGGUCACAAAACAGAGUGAUGUCAAUUCCAUGGACAGUAAAAAUUUAGCCAUUUGUUGGUGGCCAACAUUAUUAAGGCCAGAAUUUGCCUCAUUUGCUGACAUGGCAUCCAAUGUUAUGUCACUGCAAGACAUUGUACAAACUAUUAUAGAUCAGCAUGGGUUCUUUUUCUAUGGAGAGAACGAAGUGUAGGAGGAUAGUUUUGUGUUUAGAGCAAACCUCACAACAGGACAGCCAAUUCGGGGAAAGAAGUUUCUUGAUAAAAGGGAGGGGGAUGGAAUUCAGGAAAUGUGACCAAUGAUGAUUUUGAAAUUCAUGACGAGUUUUAUAUUCAGAUCUGAUCAAAAGGGUCUUCAAGAUAAUGGUUGCUGAUUAUUUGUUGGAUGUUCUUCUCUGCUAUCCAAGAUAUGAAAUUAAGGAUGUUUGGAGCCAUCUUUCUCAAGAGUGGAAGUGACUGAGAAGUAGAGGAUUACAACUGGAUCUGCAUAUCUAACACUGGGAAAAAAAAAGUGAAUUUAGUGCAAAAGACACAGGCUGGUUGUUUACUGUGACAUGGAAAUUUUUUUGUCAUAUUUAAAGAAAGAUAACUGAAAAUAUAACUAAAAUACAGACAUUUAUACAAAUUAUUUGUAUGUAUGUGAACUUGAAAAUUUUUGUAAUUGUGAAUCAGGAUAUUUUUUUGGGCUCGAAUAGUCAGUUCAAACAAUGAAGUGUUGAUUUGUACUUGUAAUAAAAAAUCUGCUUCAACAUUUGAUUUGGACAUAAAUUACUGUAGGACUGCUUUUAUUUGUGUGGUUCAUGUAACACAUUUGGACAUGAAUAUUCCAGUUUUCACAUCAUUUUCUAUUUGUCAACAUGCAUGUAAAUGUAUAUAAAAAAUUACUUUUUUUCUUCUUGCUUGUCGCGACUGCCAUGAAGUCGCUAUCUUCAUCAGCAAAUCACAGACCUAUGCAGCAUGGAAUUAUCUGCCAUGUGCUUUAGUGCUUACUUAUCUACACAUUUGUAAAUGUUCUACAUACAAGGUUCAUUGUCAAAACUUGCUCAUUACUUCGCAAGAACCUUUAUUGAUUGAUUUUAUGUACCCCUUAUUAUAACUCUUGAAUUAUCCUCAAUUUGGACAAACAUUGUAUUUAGAAGAAUGGAUUAUGUGCUCAUCUCCUCAUAUUUUUUUACAUGUAUCAAACUUGUUGCAUUUUAUUGUCAUAUAAAAAUGGAAUAUUGUGUUCUGAGAGUUGGAUCUGUGCACCAUGGACUUUCUCUCAAAUAGUGUUGGUUGGCAUUUACUAGUCUAGCGAAGGUUCAUCACAGGCUCCGAAACCCGGGGGGUAGCUUAUCCCGAUUAUGUGCACUUGUAAACAGUUCACAAAGUAGUCAUCUUUGUAGCAUUGAAAUUACAUGGUGAUUGUUGUCUUAGUUGUUAUGGAUCCAGUGUAAUCCAAGCUUUGUAAAAGCAAAAGAGGAAUUUCAAAGAGAAUAUAUUUUUUCUUCCCAUCUGUAGAAAUUAUUCUUGACUGACAUUUCAUCUGCAAACUGAUGAUGGAUGGCCUUGUAACAUUCAAACCUCAAUUGUUCCCAGAAUGGAAUAGCUUUUACAUUUGUUCUAUGUGUAAUUAGGUAUGUGCAGUAUAAUUCAUUGCUUAGGGUGCCAGAGGACACAUUACUGGCGUCUGACGGGUCUGGUUCAUUCGGCACGUGGAUCCAGAAGUGUUAAUUUCUGUGUGCCUCAUUCUUCCACUGGUGCCAAGUGUAAUUUGCAUUGUACUAACCUAUUCAACAAAUGUAUAUGUUAUCUUCAGUGAUAAUAUGGAGCUGUUACUGUAAAGUAUAAUAACUUGUCUGGUACAUGUCUUUGAAAGUGAAAGUGAUGAAAGUGUAUUGUUGAGAUAGUUAAUGAAUGAAGGGUACCUGUUUGAGGUCGAAUUCUCAGAAAUCUGUAACUGUAAUUUUUGAUGUAUCAUAAAAAAAGGACUUAUUUUAAAAGAAAUUUGAAUUGCAAGUUAGCUACAUUUUUUGGAAGUUACAAAAUUUUGUGAAAAGACCUCGUGUUAUACAAGUUUGUGACAAGUUAUGGACUAAUACCUCAUCUUGCAACUUGAUUACACAAAGACAAUCACGACGUCAGUGUGUAGGAAAGAUGAAAAGUAGGAGUUUACAUGGAUAUAGAUCACUAAUUAUUCUGGCGUAGUCUGAAUGAAUGUGUGUAAUUUCAGCUUAUUUAUACUUAAAAGUGUUGAUGUUAAAAAAGUAGGGUAAAUUUUUUUUGCCUAUUAUGUAUGUGCAAGUAGGGUAUAUUAUUGUCGCUGUUCAUUUGCAUAAUUAUACCUCUCAGCUUCUUGAGACUGGAAUUGUACAUUCAGUGGGCAGCCUUUUCUGUUUCUUCUUUUAACAGAAGCGGACAAUGUUAAUUUUUUGGCCCACAAAUUUCUAUGGAAUAUUCCCAAUUCCAAAUAUGGGGGCACUAUUUGAUAUACACAUAUAUUAUAUGUCAUAAGGUCAUUUUGUAUGUAACUCAUGUCAUUUUUUGCAUUGUAUUGCAUUGCCUUUGUACACAACUGAAGAUGUUCACAACUGUGUCAAGUGCUAAAUGUAAAUCCAUGUGCUAUGAAGUUGCCAAGCCUCAAAAAUAAAAGGUAAUUGAAUAAAAAAGAUUGUUUGGUUA
Messenger RNA from Lingula anatina, 8619 nucleotides. RefSeq names its product rho GTPase-activating protein 190. Gene Ontology annotation, molecular function: GTPase activator activity. The record is from RefSeq and is a predicted model, not a curated record. Gene Ontology annotation, biological process: Rho protein signal transduction; regulation of cell size; regulation of axonogenesis. Gene Ontology annotation, cellular component: cytosol. NCBI's taxonomy places the organism in Eukaryota, Metazoa, Brachiopoda, Lingulata, Lingulida, Lingulidae.